This is a messenger RNA of Benincasa hispida (wax gourd), 2175 nucleotides long. RefSeq names its product chaperonin-60alpha (gene CPN60A). Gene Ontology annotation, molecular function: ATP-dependent protein folding chaperone; ATP binding. The record is from RefSeq and is a predicted model, not a curated record. NCBI's taxonomy places the organism in Eukaryota, Viridiplantae, Streptophyta, Magnoliopsida, Cucurbitales, Cucurbitaceae. Gene Ontology annotation, biological process: protein refolding.
GAGGAAUAGCCUCAACGGUUCUGGAAGAAGAAGAAUCUUCUGGAACCUCCAAUCCCACGAUAAAAAUCAAACCCUAAACUCUUACAUUCAGCUCUUUGCUUUACCCACACCUUAUCCCAAAACCCACCAAGGCUCUACCGGAACUAAAACCCUCCGACCUCCGCUGCCUGAGUAUGGCGUCUGCUAAUGCUCUUUCUUCGGCUUCCAUUCUAUGUUCUUCUCAUAAGAGCUUGAGGAAGGUGAAUCAAACGCAGAGAAACAGAGUAAAUUACAGACAGGCUGGUAAUAGGUUUGUUGUUAGAGCUACUGCAAAGGAGAUAGCGUUUGACCAGAGUUCUAGGACUGCACUUCAGUCUGGAAUUGAUAAGCUUGCUAAUGCAGUCGGUUUGACUCUUGGACCUAGGGGGAGGAAUGUGGUGCUGGAUGAGUUCGGCAGCCCCAAAGUAGUUAACGAUGGUGUGACAAUUGCUCGGGCAAUUGAGUUGCCUGAUCCCAUGGAAAAUGCUGGUGCAGCUCUAAUUAGAGAGGUCGCAAGUAAAACUAAUGAUUCAGCUGGUGAUGGGACGACAACUGCCUCAGUCCUCGCUAGGGAAAUUAUCAAACUAGGCCUUCUCAAUGUUACUUCUGGAGCAAAUCCAGUAUCAAUGAAGAGAGGAAUUGACAAGACCGUGCAAGGAUUGAUUGAAGAGCUUGAGAAGAAGGCCAGGGCUAUAGAAGGCAGAGAUGAUAUCAAAGCUGUUGCUUCUAUUUCUGCUGGAAAUGACGAGCUUAUAGGGUUGAUGAUCGCUGAUGCCAUUGAGAAAGUGGGUCCUGAUGGUGUCUUAUCCAUUGAGUCAUCAUCUUCCUUUGAGACCACUGUUGAAGUUGAAGAAGGGAUGGCGAUUGACAGAGGCUAUAUUUCUCCUCAAUUUGUCACAAACCCUGAAAAGUUAAUUGCUGAAUUUGAGAAUGCACGAGUGUUGAUUACAGAUCAGAAAAUUUCAGCUAUAAAGGAUAUAAUUCCUAUAUUGGAAAAAACCACACAAUUGAGAGCUCCUUUGCUUAUCAUUGCAGAGGAUGUCACUGGUGAGGCUUUGGCUACCCUUGUUGUGAACAAGUUGCGGGGUAUUCUAAAUGUUGCUGCCAUUAAAGCUCCAGGCUUUGGGGAAAGGAGAAAGGCCAUGCUUCAAGAUAUUGCCAUUUUGACAGGUGCUGAGUUUCAAGCCAAUGAUCUUGGAUUGCUUGUAGAAAAUACUACAAUUGAACAGCUGGGUUUGGCCCGGAAAGUGACCAUCUCUAAGGACACCACUACAAUCAUUGCUGACGCUGCUUCAAAAGAUGAGCUACAAGCGAGGAUUGCACAGCUAAAGAAGGAAUUGGCUGAGACGGAUUCUGUUUAUGACACAGAGAAACUGGCUGAAAGAAUUGCCAAAUUAUCUGGUGGUGUUGCUGUCAUUAAGGUAGGAGCUGCGACAGAGACUGAACUUGAGGACAGGAAGCUCCGUAUUGAAGAUGCAAAGAAUGCAACUUUCGCUGCCAUAGAGGAAGGGAUUGUCCCUGGUGGUGGUGCUGCACUGGUCCAUCUCUCAACUCUUGUUCCUGCGAUCAAGGACAAGCUUGAAGAUCCGGAAGAGAAGCUAGGUGCCGAUAUUAUCCAAAAGGCUUUGGUAGCACCAGCAUCCUUAAUUGCCCAAAAUGCUGGAAUUGAAGGGGAAGUAGUGGUGGAGAAGGUCAAAUCGAGUGCGUGGGAAAUCGGUUACAAUGCAAUGACAGACAAGUACGAGAAUCUUGUUGAGGCCGGUGUUAUUGACCCAGCCAAGGUGACCAGAUGUGCCUUACAGAAUGCAGCUUCAGUUGCUGGAAUGGUCCUAACCACACAGGCUAUUGUAGUUGAAAAGCCCAAGCCCAAGGCCCCCGUCGCUGCUCCACAAGGCCUUACCAUUUAAUUUCUGAGAAUUCUUCAUCUUCCUUUUGUAGGACAUAAAUCAUCUCGACAACAUGAGCUUCUGGCGGCGUGCAUUCAUCGGAAACAGACAGCAAGACAAUAAGAGGACGAUGGUAACGCUGAUAUGUGAAUGCACUUUUUUGUAAGGUUCCCGAAACUUCCAUUUGAUAUUGUAAGAUUACUGAAUCAAUUGGAUCUGACUUUUACGAGUUUUCAUUGAAAAGAAAUUAGUUUUGAUGAAUUGCCCUCAA